Columba livia (rock pigeon) is the source of this 564-nucleotide messenger RNA. It is a transcript of the gene SMIM26, whose product is annotated as small integral membrane protein 26. The record is from RefSeq and is a predicted model, not a curated record. Lineage: Eukaryota; Metazoa; Chordata; Aves; Columbiformes; Columbidae. The transcript has 2 exons. Bases 41 to 340 code for a protein of 99 amino acids.
GCGGGGUUCGACCAAUGAACGCGGGCGUUGCUGGGGGACGAUGCGGGCGGCGGUGUGGAACACACGGGCGGCGCUGCUGUACUCGCUGGGCGGCUGGACCAUGCUGGGGGCCAUGAUCCACUACAGCCGCACCAGCGGCGGCGACAUCGCGGGCGAGAAUGAAAGUGAUCCUCAGGCACAACAAGGACCCCGUCAGGAAGUAUUUGUUACAGACACAGCUUUUGGACUCCGAGUGACAACAACAAUAACAUACAGGGAAGUUCAACCUCCUAUUACUCGGCUGCUCAGGCGUGUGAAAUCAUUCUUUUAUCCUAAUGAUGUCCCUCCUUCUGAAAAUUGAGUAGACCGGAAGCUCAGGACUUUGUGCUGGAGCUGGCUUGUCUGAGAAAGUCAUCCCGGUGCCUGGCACCUGACUGCUGGUGGAAAACUUCUGCAUUGCUGAAGUGACAGCUCCAUCUCUGACAGCUUCACAGAACUUGCAGGCCUUAUCAUCUGCUCGGAUCACUGCUAUUCUUUGCACAUGUAUUCAAAUUAUUAAACGCGAGCUGGGUUGUGAGUUGUUAA